Messenger RNA from Brassica rapa (field mustard), 372 nucleotides. RefSeq lists its product as uncharacterized. The record is from RefSeq and is a predicted model, not a curated record. Lineage: Eukaryota; Viridiplantae; Streptophyta; Magnoliopsida; Brassicales; Brassicaceae.
AUGGCAGCUCAAGAUCUGCUUUGUGCAGAUCUACGAAGAAGGAUCGGAUCAGGAUAUAAUACUCGAGAAUGGUCAGACUCGUGGAUUCCAGUAACCCCACCGCGGCCUCCUAAGGAUAACGUCAGCUACAGAGAUCAUGACAUGUUUGUCAACCAGCUGAUUGAUCAAUCUUCGAAGACCUGGAAGGUGGAGGUUCUCCAGUCUCUGUUUGAUCCGGGUGAUAUCCCGUUGAUACGGAGUUUACGCCUCAGCCAUAAUUUCAGCGAUGAUGGAUUUUGCUGGAUUUUUACGAAAUCAGGAGCCUAUACAGUUAAAUCAGGGUACAAACUUGCAAGUCAACUAAAAGAAGAGAAGGUGGAGGUACAAACCUAG